UUUUGGUUGGAUGUUGUGUGUAAAUGUGGGAGCAAGUCAUUCCUUUUGCUGGAGCUGGAGAGACUACUUUAAAGCCACGGGCACACUCGCGAGCAAGCACAAGCACGCUUGCCCACUUCUUCUCCACUUCACACUCCGCCGCUUGCUCUUCACCUAGCUGCUUGUAGCCUCCAUCGAACGAAGCUCUCAACCCUCGCGGCAAUGGCGGGGAGCGUCGUUGCACCGCGUGCUCCCCAAUGAUUGCUCCUCUCCGAUCGCCAUUGCCGCCAGCUUGAUCCUUUUCCUUUGUUUUCUGCUACCUAGCUUAGCUUCACCAGUGUACACGAUGACCAACAAUAGCAGCAACAGCAACGACAACGGCACAAACGCGGCGGCGAGCGGCUGGUUAGGCUUCUCGCUGUCGCCUCACAUGGCCUCCGCCAUGGACGACCGCCACCACCACCACGUCCAGCAACAGCAGCAUCAGCAGCAUGGCCUCUUCUUCCCUUCCGUCACUGCCGCUGCCGCCGCGGCGGCCGCCUACGGCCUCGGCGCCGGCGACGCCGUGGCCACCAGCGCGUCGCCGUACUACACGCCGCAGCUCGCGUCCAUGCCGCUCAAGUCCGACGGCUCGCUCUGCAUCAUGGAGGCGCUCCGGCGAAGCGAUCAAGAUCACCACGGGCCGAAGCUCGAGGACUUCUUGGGCGCGGCGCAGUCGCAGGCCAUGGCGCUGAGCCUGGACAACGCCGCCGCCGCCUCGAGCUUGUACUACUACGGCGACGCCGGCGGCGGGGGCCACCACCACGGGUCGUCGUUCCUGCAGCCGUGCGCCGACCUGUACGGCGGGCCCUCGGCGGCCUCGCUGGUGGGCGACGACGAGGCCGCGGCCGCCGCCACGGCGAUGGCAAGCUGGGUGGCGGCGCGCGCCGAGAGCGGCGUGCUGUCCGCCGCGGGGCAGCACCAGCACCACCACGCGCUGGCCCUGUCCAUGAGCUCCGGGUCGCUGAUGUCGAGCUGCGUGGCCGCGCACCCCGGCGAGUACGGCAUGGUGGCCGGCGCCGCGAUGGACGGCGGGCGGAAGCGCGGCGGCGCGGCCGGCGGGCAGAAGCAGCCCGUGCACCACCGCAAGUCCAUCGACACGUUCGGGCAGAGGACGUCGCAGUACCGCGGCGUCACGAGCAGGCAUAGGUGGACGGGGAGGUACGAGGCGCACCUGUGGGACAACAGCUGCAAGAAGGAAGGCCAGACCAGGAAGGGCAGGCAAGUUUACCUCGGCGGGUACGACAUGGAGGAGAAGGCGGCGAGAGCCUACGACCUGGCGGCGCUCAAGUACUGGGGGCCCUCCACGCACAUCAACUUCCCGCUGGAGGACUACCAGGAGGAGCUGGAGGAGAUGAAGAACAUGACGCGGCAGGAGUACGUGGCACACCUCAGGAGGAAGAGCAGCGGUUUCUCACGGGGCGCGUCCAUGUACCGGGGAGUCACAAGGCACCACCAGCACGGGCGGUGGCAGGCGCGCAUCGGCCGCGUCUCCGGCAACAAGGACCUCUACCUCGGCACCUUCAGCACGCAGGAGGAGGCGGCGGAGGCGUACGACAUCGCCGCCAUCAAGUUCCGGGGCCUCAACGCCGUCACCAACUUCGACAUCACGCGCUACGACGUCGACAAGAUCAUGGCAAGCAACACGCUGCUCCCCGGCGACCUCGCGCGCCGCAAGAAGGACGGCGAGGCCCCCGUCGCCGACGACGUCGGGGGCGUCGUCACGGCCGCCGCCGCCGCGCUAGUGCAGGCCGGGAACGGCAGCGCCGCGGACACGUGGAAGGUCGCCGCGGCGCUGGCGGCCGCGCCGAGAGCAGCGGAGCACGCCCACGCCCACCACGACGUGCUCUCCGGCGCGGAGGCCUUCUCGGUGCUGCACGACCUGGUGACCGCCGCGGACGGCGGCGCCGGCGCCGCGCAGCACAUGCCCAUGUCCAGCGCGUCGUCGCUGGUGACCAGCCUCGGCAACUCGCGCGAGGCCAGCCCCGACCGCGGCGGCGGCCUCUCCAUGCUCUUCUCCAAGCCGCCGCCGGCGCAGCACCAGGCGGCCAUUAACAAUAAGCCGAUGAGCCCGCUCAUGCCGCUGGGCUCCUGGGCCUCGCCGGUGUCGGCCAGGGCCGCCGCCUCCGUGUCCAUCGCGCACAUGCCCGUCUUCGCCGCUUGGACCGACGCCUGAUCAGCAGCCCACGACGGCUUCCUCCAUCUCCAUGCGCGCAUCACGCACUUCUUCCCGGUCGCCAUGUCACCGUUUCUCGUGCACGCGUGCGCGCGCGCGUCCGACUCCGACGACCGCCCGGCUGCUUGUCGCCGGCCGGCCGGCCGGCCGGACUUGUUCACUUAGAUAAUUUAGGGCUCUUAGCUAGCUAGAUGGUUGGCAAAGCAGGUUAUUAGUUAGUUAGCCAUGGGGAUCUGAGAUUGGUUAGUCAAGGUAGGUUAAUUAUCGAGGUUACCGAAAGCUAGAGAAUGCACGGCGCGGCCUCCGCUGUUUCCUUCUUCUCCGGAGGAGAAGGGGUUUUGUAAUAUGGAGGCCGGAGAUAAUUAAUGUGCAUCUCCUCCAAAAAAUAUAUAUAUAUAUAUUUCCAGAAACUAAUCCACUACUAAUGUGAUAACGUCUCAGUCACAGCUGAUUGAAUUGGUCA
Molecule: messenger RNA, 2657 nt
Organism: Panicum virgatum (switchgrass)
Lineage: Eukaryota; Viridiplantae; Streptophyta; Magnoliopsida; Poales; Poaceae
Product: AP2-like ethylene-responsive transcription factor CRL5
Exons: 9
Coding region: 326-2194 (622 amino acids)
Biological process (GO): regulation of DNA-templated transcription
Molecular function (GO): DNA binding; DNA-binding transcription factor activity
Source: RefSeq, a predicted model, not a curated record